AUGGAUAAGCUCCGUCUUCCGACCUUCGACGGCGUUUCCGACCCUUCUGCCCUUGUCACGUCCUUCAACAUCGCAAUGCAGCGCGCGAAUCUCUCUAACGAAGAAAACGAUGCCGGCUUUUGCCAGCUUUUCGUCGAAACCCUAGAAGGAAUCGCUCUCAACUGGUUCAUCGGCCUUCAAGAAAACUCCGUCAACAGUUUUCGCGACCUCUCGAUGGCUUUCCUCAAGAACUAUAUCAUGUUUACUCGCCAGGAAGCCACCGCUACGGAUCUCUGGAACCUCAAUCACGCCAAUGGGCAAAGCCUCCGAGAUUUCAUGGAGAUGAUUAAAUCCGUUGUCUCGAAAGUCGACGUACCGGACCACAUAGCUGUGGAAUCAUUGAUGAACACCCUCCAUAUCAAAUCGCCAUUUCGAGCCGACCUUUAUCGGCACCCGACGAGAUCCGUGCUGGACGCUAUCACUCGAUCCAACAACUUCAGCCGUAUAGAGGAAGACACCAGGGCAAAGGCGGCGAAAAAGGCGGCAGGAAAACAAACGCCCGCCCGGACAAAUGACACCCGUCAAGAGCCGCGUCAACAUUCUACGGGCAGCAGAACCAACCAGAAGAGGGGUUACAUGAACCUAGUGGAUGAAGAGGAGCCCUCAGUUUCCGCGGUUGUCGUGCGAGAGAAGGGAUGGAAUCAUUGGGACCGAGACAUCGCGCAACAGAAAUCCAAUUCUCCCGAACCAACGAGCUCAAAUGCUGUGGAACCAAGCAAGUGGUGUACGUAUCUUGAGGUCAAGUCACACGACACGAAGGAUUGCAAAGUCCUUUACGGACAUUUCCUCAAGUCGAUCAAAAAUGGCAAAAUCGAGAUAGAACCUCCUCCGCAGAAGCCGAGGAACAAUAAGAGCUGGAGCAAAAACAAAGAUAAGAAAACUCAGAAGUCUCAAGCCAGAGCUCCUCAGAAAGAAGAGCGAGCUAGCCCUGAGAGAGCCCCAGUGAACAACCUCAAUCUCGAGGGAGAGUCAACUGAUGAAGAACCACCUAAAAACUGGCAGCGAGUAGAAUUGGGGAGAAAAACUGACUCCAAGGAUCUACGCGCCUUGCUAAAGCGGAAGGCAGCGAAGGUUUCAGUAAGCGAAACGGAUCUCAGGUCGACCCUCAAUGAGUCCAAAGCGAGAAAGACUGCCCACACCGUAGUUGCUCCAAGCCUCCAACCUCAACCUACAGACUUACGCGAGCAGAUCAACUCUAAAGCUGAAGACCUACGUGUGAAGCUUAGUCAGUACAAAAAACGUGAUUUACGACCAUGCCUCAAAGCGAAGCGACAGGCGUAA
Molecule: messenger RNA, 1320 nt
Organism: Brassica oleracea var. oleracea
Lineage: Eukaryota; Viridiplantae; Streptophyta; Magnoliopsida; Brassicales; Brassicaceae
Exons: 2
Coding region: 1-1320 (439 amino acids)
Source: RefSeq, a predicted model, not a curated record